UUUCAGAAGGUCCAAUACGGUCACACGCAACUUCACGUUUUACAAAAUUUAAUUGAUUUCCUUAUUAUUUAACAACCGAUCGCAGCGACACGAGUGUGUGCGUGUGAUCAGUUAUAGAAAGAGAUUGCUAAGGAAUCCCUACCAGAAUGCUAGUCAUCAACUCAUGCAGAGCUGUCUCCAGAUUGGCGCUACGCAGCCUCAAUUUGCGAUCGCCGAUCGCAACGCGCACUUUCUUUGCGGGAUUGGCCCUGAAAACGAAAGAUGUUGUUAACAUAACAUUCGUGCGUGCCAACGGGGACAAGAUCAAGACGUCCGGCAAAGUGGGCGACUCCCUGCUAGACGUGGUGGUCAACAACAAUGUGGAUCUUGAUGGCUUCGGGGCCUGCGAGGGCACCCUGACCUGCUCCACUUGCCACCUGAUCUUCAAGACAAGCGACUUCGAGAAACUGCCGGACAAACCCGGUGAUGAGGAGCUGGACAUGCUGGAUUUGGCUUACGAAUUAACAGAUACCUCGCGACUGGGCUGCCAGAUCACCCUGUCCAAGGACAUGGAAGGCCUGGAGGUGCAUGUGCCCUCCACCAUCAAUGACGCUCGUGCCGCGUAGAUACACACCACCACUGUUAUCAAUUGUUACAAUUUUGAGUGCUAAGUGCUAAUUCGCUUUAGUUCAACCUAGAUGUAGUCAAUAAUUUUGAAUGAAAUCGUAUGUAUUGUCCCAGGGACACGAACCUCAGGCGGCUAUAAUGGAUACACGCAUAAAUCCGAUUCCAGAUGCGGAUUAGCGUGCGCUGUUGUUUUUAAAGUGUUUAAGCUCAAAGGGAUUAGAUCAAUAUGUAAAUAUGUGUUUGCAAUAAAUUUACAUGUUUUUUCGUA
Molecule: messenger RNA, 874 nt
Organism: Drosophila santomea
Lineage: Eukaryota; Metazoa; Arthropoda; Insecta; Diptera; Drosophilidae
Gene: Fdx2
Product: adrenodoxin-like protein 2, mitochondrial
Exons: 2
Coding region: 147-605 (152 amino acids)
Biological process (GO): P450-containing electron transport chain; positive regulation of oxidoreductase activity
Cellular component (GO): mitochondrion
Molecular function (GO): 2 iron, 2 sulfur cluster binding
Source: RefSeq, a predicted model, not a curated record